Molecule: messenger RNA, 482 nt
Organism: Oppiella nova
Lineage: Eukaryota; Metazoa; Arthropoda; Arachnida; Sarcoptiformes; Oppiidae
Source: the annotation of a GenBank genome assembly
AAUUGAGUGAUUGUUUGACACCACGAGUCAUAUGAGAGACAUGUCUUCGCCAGCAACUGAUCCACAACUGGUUAAGUACUAUCCGUUCCGUUCAGUCAUCGAAACGGGAUUUUGGCACUCAUUGGCCGCCAAGAAGUUGAAUACCAUUCGCUUGGAUGACAGCCCUAUUGACAUCACUGGCCACUACAGGAACGAUUUGUCAUUAAAUUUGCCGCCACUUCUCAAUGUUAACUACGACUCCUUCCAGAGUACCAUCGAUUCGGGCAAAGAAUGUCACCCAUUGCUCGGUCGACUGAUUGUCACCAAUACUUCUGAAGAGUUUGCCGUCAAAGAUAAGAAACUAUUGAUGAAAGAGUUAGCAAAAGAGAUAUGGAGGGAUAUCACCGAUGGAACCGCUAUUCAAGAUAUGUCUAAAUCGUUGUCAAAGAUUUAAAGAAAUAUAAGUUUCACUAUUGGUUCGCAUUUCCCGGACUCUGUUUCCC